UAUUAACUACCCACACACACUUUAUGAGCCUCUCAACUUUCCACUGCGAUCAUUUUUAUUUUUAUUUUGUUGAGAAAAAAUAAAAAAAAUUCUGCUCUGAUCAGUUUCGCUACAGGAAUCUUCGUCGUCGCCGGGAUCAAUUAAAACUCCGUUUCAGGGGGAAUAGUGAAGCUUUUCCGAACAUUGAGUAAAAUUUUGAUAACACAACUUGGCAUGGGAGUUGUGACUGUUUCAAGCUCUGCAUCUCGAAGUCCAUUAGGAUUGAGCUCAAGGUUUUCGGCUCGUUUAUGUCCGCUUAAAAGGCCAGUAAUUGUAUCGUUUAAAAAAGAUAAAACGAAGAAUACAACUUUAGUUUCACCUAAGGAGUCCAUAUCCUUGCCUAUUGAAACAUCUAAAGAAAAUGAAAAAAGGUCAAGACGAGUAACUAAGCGUACUGAGAGAGUGCAUGCUGUUACAAUCGAAGCCCCUCCAAGUACGUUAGAAUUAGACUACAGUGAAGCUGCUGCCAAACUUGAAAGUAUCUACAAGCGCAGUCUGGAAACUGCUAGCCCCAAUACAGAAGUUAAGGAUCAUUUGGUGAAGAGAAGGCCAAGGACGAGGAAGAGGAUUGUAGAAAGUGACGAGGAAGCGAAGAAAGAAGUUGUUGAUAAUGUGGUCAAGAAUCGUAGAAAGAAGUCAAAGAGGUUGAAUCUUGACCAGAGGAUUGCUCUACUAAAGAAUAAAGAAGGUAAAAUGCUUGCUUCAUCCGAAAGAAGAAAACUUAAAGAGGACACCGAAGAUGAAAAAAUUGAUAAGCUUGUCAGAGAAUAUUCAGGUGCUACCGACUUAGCGAGCUUAGACUGGAAGAAAAUGAAGAUCCCUCCAGUGCUUCCAUCAUCUGAGCAUACGUGGCUCUUCAAGUUGAUGCAACCUAUGAAGGCAAUCCUUCAAGUUAAAGAAAACUUGCAAAAUGAUUUGGGGAGAGAACCAACUGAUGGUGAAGUGGCUGAGGCAACAAAUAUAGAUGCCUCUGAACUACGGAAAAAGCUGGAAGCUGGUCGAGCUGCUAGAAAUAAGCUGAUUAAGCACAAUCUACGUCUUGUUUUGUUUGUGAUGAACAAAUAUUUUCAAGAUUUUGCAAAUGCGUCAAGAUUCCAAGACCUCUGUCAGGCAGGAGUUAAGGGUCUAAUCACAGCUAUUGACCGAUUUGAACCUAAUAGGAAAUUUAGGCUAUCAACAUAUGGUCUUUUUUGGAUAAGGCAUGCCAUAAUACGUUCUAUGACAACCUCAAGCUUCACCAAAGUUCCGUUCGGGCUUGAAUCUAUCAGAGUGGAAAUCCAGAAGGCCAAGUUGGAGUUGCUGUUUGAGCUCCAGAGGAUACCAACAGAUGAUGAAAUAAUUAAAAGAGUUGGAUUUUCCCCUGAGAGAUACCAUGAAGUGAUGAAAGUAUCUAAACCUAUCUUCUCUCUCCACGCCAGAAACAAGACAACCCAAGAAGAACUCAUCAAUGGAAUAACUGACGUAGAUGGCGUUGAUGGGGAUAAGAGGAAGCAGCCAGCUCUACUCAGGCUUGCUCUUGAUGAUGUGCUUGAUUCUCUUAAGCCCAAGGAGAGUCUAGUAAUCAGACAAAGAUAUGGACUUGAUGGCAAAGGUGAUAGAACAUUGGGAGAAAUUGCGGGUAACCUAAAUAUUUCGAGAGAGAUGGUACGGAAGCAUGAAGUGAAGGCUCUCAUGAAGCUCAAGCAUCCAACUCGAGUGGAUUAUGUUCGCCGGUACAUAUUCUAAACAAAUCAACACCAUUUGAUCAUUGUAUUGGACAAAAUAUAUACCCCUUCAUACUGUAUAGUAUAUAGUAGCUGCGUGUACACUAAUCAUUUCUACCACUAUAGUUGUAAUUACAUACUCUUUCACUAGACUCCAAAACCAAAAUCUUUUAGUACACACCUUGUAAACAACUUAUAUUAUUUUUCUUUUUCUCCUUUAACAGACCAGUUUGAAUCAACUGAUCUGUAUAUUUACAACAUCGCCUUUCAUGUUGA
Solanum pennellii is the source of this 2018-nucleotide messenger RNA. RefSeq names its product RNA polymerase sigma factor sigE, chloroplastic/mitochondrial. Gene Ontology annotation, biological process: DNA-templated transcription initiation; regulation of DNA-templated transcription. The record is from RefSeq and is a predicted model, not a curated record. Gene Ontology annotation, molecular function: DNA-binding transcription factor activity. The transcript is spliced from 6 exons. The coding region runs from base 214 to 1764 and encodes 516 amino acids. NCBI's taxonomy places the organism in Eukaryota, Viridiplantae, Streptophyta, Magnoliopsida, Solanales, Solanaceae.